Molecule: messenger RNA, 5635 nt
Organism: Sphaeramia orbicularis (orbiculate cardinalfish)
Lineage: Eukaryota; Metazoa; Chordata; Actinopteri; Kurtiformes; Apogonidae
Gene: flrt2
Product: fibronectin leucine rich transmembrane protein 2
Exons: 2
Coding region: 1331-3310 (659 amino acids)
Molecular function (GO): protein binding
Source: RefSeq, a predicted model, not a curated record
UGACCUCGAGACGAAUUGUGGGAUUUUUUCUGAUUAAAAUGCAAAUGAAGGCGGUAUAAGGUAGGCCAGGAGAAAAGCACGGAGGGAUAAAGUGUUUGGAGAGACAAACUAUUUUCUGCAGUGUGAGGGCAGCAGGGAGGAUCUGUGGCUUAAGCCAUCAGGAGGAGCUGGAGGAGAUGCAUUCUUUAUUCUGCGGAGGGAGGAGGGACAGGAGAGAGAGAGAGGGAGGGGAGAGAGAGAGAGAGAGAGAGAGAGAGGGGAAGGGAGAGAGAGGUGAGCGGCGCACACACGUCGCACUAUCAACUGAAUCCAUCUAAGAAAACAACUCCUUCGCAGCCUUAAAGACACUGAGCGCAACUUUGAGCUCCCCAGCGAAACAGCGCGCGCAGGGACGGACGGACGGACGGACGGGCGCACGGACGGACGGACGGACGCGGGCCGUCAUGGCCGGUAUGGAUCGGGCGGCGGAUACUUCUGCGAGUGCGUCCUCACGGUUCGGGCAGAGUGGAAGGAGAGAAGUGGGCGCCGUGAUCACCUCUGCCUCUGCCACCGUUUCCUUCGGUCCUUACGCGCCUCAGACGGUGUUAAGUUAAAGGAGAGAGAGAGAGAGAAAAAAAAAAAAAAGAAAAUACUAAAGGAAAAAAAAGGGGGAAAAAGUGCGGAUAGUGGUGUGGAGCUAUAACUAAAAGGGACUCAUGAAGGUAAAUAUGCUGGUUUGUAGACCCACCGGGUUCACGCUCCUCAUCGGGACCGACUCGCACCAGCGUUACCGAACGGACCUUUACGCACGAUCAUACAGCGGGACCGCAUGAAGGACGGAGGCGCAGAGGGGGAAAAGUUGAACGCGGUUGCAGGGUUUGGAAUGGAUAAAGGCUCCUUGAAGGUCUCUGGAUCCAAAUGUCACCCCCCCUGGACUCUGCCCUGGUCGGGGACCAGCAGUGUGUGACGGACAGGCGAGUGGAGCCUGCGGUGGCUCUCUUCGACGUGGCUUCAAAUUGGCCCUGGCUGAGCUCUGCAUGGAGCAUCGAGUGAAGAGUCCUGCUAUGGUCUGAUGUCUCAGCAUGGAUGGAGUCAGUCAGAGGACUGGCCGCCACUAAUGAGACCAUCGCUCUUCAGCUGAGGACUAGCAUUUACAGGAUUACUCCCACAGUUUCCUGCUCUUUUCCCAGCUAACUGCAUCAUUACAAAACUCCCCAAAGUGGACUUUCUUGGGUCUGUUUCCUUUUUUGGUGGAUAUAUACGUCAUUGCCUUUCUGAAUUUAAUUUGUUUUAUUUCUGCCAGUUUCUUUUUUUUUUAUUGGUUUUACUUUUCCUGUUUUGUUUUUCCACUAUGGAGAUUCUGGCUGGACCCUGGAAUAAAGGUUGGGCUUCAUUUUUGCAUUUUUGGUUGACUGUUAUCGUAAGCCUCCAAAUGCAGUUCAGUCCAGGUGCCUCAUGCCCGGAAGAGUGUCGUUGUGACAAAGAGUUUGUGUACUGCAAUGAACGCAGCUUGACAUCAGUGCCUCUGGGGAUACAAGAGGGCUACAAGAUCCUCUACCUGCAUAACAACCAGAUCAACAAUGCUGGCUUCCCUGUGGAACUUCACAAUCUGGCCUCUGUGGAAACUGUCUAUCUCUAUGGCAACCAGCUGGAUGAGUUCCCCGUCAACCUGCCCAAAAACACCAGGGUUCUUCAUCUCCAGGAGAACAAUAUCCAAACCAUCUCCAGAGCAGCCCUGGCUCAACUGACUCGAUUAGAGGAGUUGCACCUUGAUGAUAACUCCAUCUCCACAGUGGGGGUGGAAGAAGGAGCCUUUAGGGAGGCAGUGAGCCUCAAACUCCUCUUCCUCAGUAAAAACCACUUAAGCAGUGUUCCCAUUGGUCUUCCCGAGGACCUGAAAGAGCUUCGGUUGGACGAGAACCGCAUCGCCGUCAUUGCGGAGGAGGCAUUUCAGAAUGUAACACGCCUGCAGCGCCUCCUGCUGGACGGGAACCUGCUGAUAGAUGAGGGCAUUGCACCGGGAACCUUCCAUGACCUGACCAACCUCCGUGAACUAGCUCUGGGCCGCAAUUCACUCACCUUCCCCCCUCCCCUUUUACCUAGUCAGUCACUUGUCAAACUUAGCCUGCAGGAGAACCAGAUCGACCAGAUCCCUGUGGCGGCCUUCGCUGGCCUCAACAGGCUGGAAAAGCUGGACAUCUCCAGCAAUCAGCUGCAGACUCUUACACAGGGUGUGUUUGAUGGCUUGUCAAGCCUAAGGCAGCUCUCAGUGCGAAAUAACCCGUGGCGCUGUGACUGUGCUGUGAAAUGGGUGGUGGUGUGGCUGAAGUCAUUGCCUUCCUUCAUCAAUGCCCGAGGGUUUGUGUGCCUGAGUCCAGAGAAGGUGCGUGGCAUGGCAAUCAGAGAGCUCACGCUGGAUAUUAUCGAGUGUCCGGUUGAUAAUGACCAGCCGCCGUGGCCUACUCUCCGCUCCACACCCCCUCCUCCACCCACAACCACCCCUGUCACCACCAUAUUCUCCACCCUCAUCACCACAUCCAUACCGUACAAUUUUGAGUCACCCUCCCCACCCUUACCCCCUAUCCAUAAUAACCCGUCCGGGCCCCUGCCUCCUUACGAGGACCCCCUCCAGAUCUCUUUUCAUGUGGUCAACUCCACUAAUAUCGAGGUGAGCUGGGCUUCCUAUUUCACAGUCACAGCCUACAAAGUCACUUGGGUCAAAAGGGGCCAAAGCCAAAUAACCGAAGGAAUGCGGGAACAGACGGUGAGUGGGGACCGCCGGCAUAUAAGCCUCACCAACCUGGAGCCUCGGUCCGUGUACCGGAUCUGCGUGCAUGUGCUGGACACCCUAAACUCCUACAGGCCUGGAGAGGAUACUAUAUGCUCUGAAGCCAGGACCAAGUCUGCCUUGCCUAAGCCUACUGGCUCAGCGCAGUCUCCUCAGGAGAGCUUCAACUCCACGCUGCUAAUGGCUGGGAUCAUAGGUGGGGCGGUGCUUAUCAUCCUGAUAACGCUGCUCAGCUUGUUCUGCUGGCACAUGCACAGGAAGAGCCGGUCAUCUUCGACCAAAUGGAAAUACAACCGGGGCAGGAGAAAAGACGACUACUGCGAGGCUGGAACCAAGAAGGAUAACUCCAUUCUUGAGAUGACUGAGACCAGCUUCCAGAUAGUGGCACUGAACAAUGAACAGCUGCUCAAAGGAGAUUUCCGCAUCCAGCCCAUCUACACGCCCAAUGGGGGCAUUGGAUUUAGAGACUGUCACCUCAGUAACAACAGCAUAGCCUACUGCAAGAGCAGCAACGUGCCCAGUACAGAGUUCUGCCACACGUGAUGCGGCAAAUAGUACAGCAGCAUACACACACAUACCCCAGAACACUUUACAACACAUGCAUAAGUACACACACAUGCACACUAUUUGUGUAGACAACAAAAAACAUAAAAAAUUCUAGUGAAAUUUAACUGUACUAUAUAUAUUUCCAAGUUCUGUCUACAAUGUAAUUUAUACUGUGGAUAAUAAUGUGGGAUUCUCUGCUAUCUUUUUUAUUCUUAGAAAAAGAGAUACAGGUGUUUCUUUUUUAUAACCAGCAGGGUUUUGAAAGUUGUUUUAAUGGUCAGUACUGUACAUGAACAUGGAUUUGUACAAUCACGGCACCCUGGGUGUAGCUCCUGACAAAUGUUGUCAGCCUUGGAAAUGUUGGAUGCUUAGAGGGCUGGGAUCCUUUGCUAACCACAGAAGCAAAAUAUGGCCUUUUUUGCGCUUUUGAAACACUGCAAACGCCUCACCGAUAUAGCAGUAACGAAACACAGCACAGUGGAAACAAAAACAUUUCUGAUUAGAUCGCUGUGUAAACAGCACUGCCUCAACUAGUGGCGUGCUGUAAAAGAAGCGAAUUGAAGUGCUCUUUCUUAUUAAUGGAAGCGAGACAGGAAAUGAGCAGCAGCGGUACCCACAUGUGGGGGGGUUGUGUCGGUAGACUGUCAUCAGACCUCGACUGAGAUUUCCCAAAAGUCGUGCAAAACUAAAAGCAUCUUUGUUCUGGUAGUUUACAGGGCAAAGUUGAGCUUGGUCAAUAAUACACUUUUGGAAAAACCUGUGUGAAAGGAUGUGUCAUUUUCAGCACAUUUGUUUUUUGUUUAAUGAAGUGUAACACAUCUCGGUUCAAUUAUUAACACGGGCCUAAAAAGCAACAAAGAUUUUUUUUUGUCUGUAAUGAGCUGCAUGGAUGUGCUGAGACUUGCAAAUCCUUUUGAAAAAACUCCCUAAUUUGCUCAGCUUUUUUUUUUUGUUUUUUCUUUCCACCCCCUGCUUUGACGAGUGAAGCCACAAGGGGGCAGUUUGUCUCAGCUUCGUGUGUGGGACAGAGGAACAGAGGGCAAAGUCAGACGGAGAGAAAGGAAGCUGCAUAGAUCACUUUACCUUCACCAUUCCCCUAGAGUCCAUUACCCAGGCGACAUUACUCAUGCUCAAACAGAAUUGUUUAGAGUGUUAUUGCUCAUCGAACUACUUAAUGAUGUGGAAUCAUUUAAAACUAACAGUCUUUUCUCUGUUUGGUGACUAAAUGAUAUGGAUUUUCACAACUAUGGUCUAUCACGUAGGGAAGGCCUCUGUUUCUCCAAGCGUGUGUGUGGAGGGCUAAGAAAAAGAGAAUGUGAUGAAUUUUCAGAUGACACACACAUAGCGCUAAUUAUACACCCACUUAUUUCAACCUUGUCGUAGCAUUCAUUAGAGUUUUUGAUAAAUUAGGAAAUUACAACAAAGAGAUUCCACUCCGCCCAUGAUCCUCUCAAUGCUCGGAGCGCAGUUGUGACGGAGCAGCUCAUCUCGUGUCUCAUCAUUUAUCCCUUUGUCUACGUUUAUGAAUGUGUCACCUUCACUUAUGGUUCGCUCACCUGAAAAAUGCACCUGCUCACUUCACAACAGUCCGGGUUCAUUGACGCUCGGGUGAUUCCGGCCUCCGCUCUCUGUCUGUCUCACCGUCUGUUUGUCUCUGAUCCCUGCAUGGGCUCAAUUAAAACGCUUCUGUUGCCCUUCACCUUACGGGCUGUGAUGGCAGCUUUAUGCAUGUGAGGUUCCACUGUGAGGUCUUCAUUAUGUACCUCUUAAGAAGACUUUAUUUGAUUUGACAUGAUUUUAUUUUGAGGGGCCAAGCUUAAAGCAUUCCCACCGCCGACCCCCCUCCACCCCUCUCUCCUCCUAAUCCUCGACCAAAAAAGGGAGAAAAUAUGUAGACCUUAUUUUCACUCGGCUGCAUGAAACUCACGCUGGGAGAAGGAGUGCGUUAACUCUUUGCGGUGUGUGACGAUUCAGCUGCUUAAAAUCAACUCAAAACUAGGACGAACAUUUAAAAGCAGAAACGCAUUUUAAGGGCUUGCACUUGAGUUUGUCCAGACUGUUGAGAUUAUCUCUUAGCAAGCAGCAGUCACGGCAUCUCAAGUAGCUGCACUUACUGUAAUUCCAGCAAUAGCUUAGAUUACAAUCAUGUUUUAUGUUAAAAUGAUGCACAGACCCUCACAGUCACAGUGUUUGAAUUUAUUUCAACCAAGAACAAAAUAGCAAAAAUGAGACAUUUAGUUUGAUUUAACCCUUUCAUGCGUGAAUUAUAAGAGCCUUAGUCAAGAUUUUUUUUUUUUUUUCUGAGUGUUUUUAUUCCUUUUU